AUGUGUUCACAGCUCAAUCGAAAGCGCGCGUGCGGCUGUGUUGUACGUGCAAAGGAUUCCCGCUAGCAUCGGAAUUAUCAAUAAAACAAAUGAUCACAGUGAAUUAUAUAGGAUUAUAGAUGCGAAACAAUUCAGUGAUGUUUAGUUUGUGACUAGAACAGUGAUAUAUUUGGGAUCGUAAAGUUUUUUAAACUUUUCACCGAACAUAAGCCAUGUGACUACGAAGAAACGCCGAAGUAGAAGUUAUGUGGUGGUUAGUGGUGGUGCUGUCUCUGUCGCUGGUGGAGGGGACGCCGUGUGAGGAGGCUCGCAUGCGGUGCGCCUACCGUACAGGCUGUGGCGCUGCCUUGAACAACUACGUGUAUCUGUGCAACGAGGUGCUGUCCAAACCGACGUCCAUGUGCCCUAAAGCAUGCGAACACGCCCUCAUAGCUCUGACAUCCACCGAGGAAGGGAAGGAAUUGAUGAAUUGCCAAUGUGAGGACGAGUAUUGUGGGGAGGCGAAGCAGAGGAUAGAGGUUUGUCGUCCCCAGGUGUUGAGCGGAGCUGCUAAUGCUACAAACUCCUGCAGACUCUCUCAACUCAUCUGUCUAGCAGACGCCCAGUGUGCCACCGCCUUAGAUUACUACAACCAGCUAUGCCGCUCAGUGUACCGGGGCAGGAAAUGCUCUAAUAAAUGCCUAAACUCCAUAGAAAUUCUGAGAAAGCAAGAGAAAGCCGCCGCCUUAACUGUCUGUCGGUGCGACGGAAACGAAGACUAUGAUUGUCCAAGGAUGCAGAACAAUUUGGCCAGGCUGUGCUUCCACAAACAUUUGAAGAACCACACUAAAAAUCACGAGAGAGGAUACGAGGAGAAACAUAGGAAACAUCACCACCAAGUCGUAGCGUCUGCCGCCGUGACCAUUCCAUUAGCAAAAAUAUUAGUUGUAAUAAGUCAGACAUUGCGUGUAGCUUACACGUGACCACAGACUUCGACGUCUACCUCUUGCUUCUGUUAUAAGUUUGUAAAUAAAAUGUAUAUAUGAAAAACAGUUAUAGAAAUAUGUAUAGGAUAUAAUGUAAGAGGAUUACAAGGGCUAAGUAUGAUGUAGUUAUAAUAUUGGGAGACGGAAUAGAUUACGGUCGAUGGGACUUCGAAAUUCGAAUAAGGAACGCUCUAGCCGCCCACUGGCGCAUGCGCGGGCGUUGCUAUAAAUACAGCGGCGCCGGUGGUCCGGUGACAAAUGCGGGGUUGUUCCCGUCGCGACGCCACGCCGAUUGAUCUAAACUCUAAACACACAAACAUCUAACGCUCGUUCUAACAAGAGAUAGAUGAAAAAUAUACCAUCUCUGUCAAACUCAUUCAGUCAGAAGAGAAUGCGAUCAAUGGUAGACGAGGAAGUGGUUAUAUCGAGUAGCUAAUUCCGGGCGUCACUAAUCGUUUCUCAGUUGUGUCGGACUUAAAGUUUUGAGGUAACCGUACAUAUUAUUAAACAUCCUUUUUAAUACCUAUAAAGGAAAUAAAUCAAGGUAAUUCUCAUAUACAACUUUUGACUCAAAUUCUUAUCCAUUAAGUAUACGAGUCUACUGACUAAAAAGGUGAUAUAAGUAAGUUCAUAGUUCAUACACACAACUGGUAUUGAGAUGAAGGACCUAAUCAGAAAUCAUAACAGAAUUCUUAAUUUAAAUCGUAAAAUACUAGAGUUGUCUGUUUUGAUAUACAAAGAAGUCACGUUUUAGACGUUUUAAGCUGAGACGUCGACUUAAAUGGGGAAUUUAAUUUAUAUCUUCCAUGAAAUAUACAAGUCGUGAUAUGUCCAUGAGGAGUCAAUCGUAGAGCAAUAGUGGUCUUACGUUACGCCCUGGCUUGUAAUGAAGAGGCUUAAAACCGGUUCUAUAGGGGCAUCCCAUAACACUCCAAUACUGAAGACAGUCUAUGUAUAACAUAUUCUAUUUACGAACAAAGAAUUUUCAUCGUUUUAUAUAGAAUAAAUUGAUUUUAUUCGAAGUAUACAAACUUUGCUAUGAUAAAUUAAGGCCAAUUUAAAAGUUUGACUUCGUGCGUCGAAGACAGUAAUUGGAUAAUUUUCUUCUAAUACAUCAGUCUAUUAAUUUUAAUUACUAUAUUUUUUAUAACUCGAAAUCAUAUGUAUACACUCAACUUUUUUUUUUAAUAUCAAUAAGCAAUAAUCCUAAUUCUUGAAUACCUCGUGCAAGUGUUGCCAGUUUCGUAUUUAUGGUACUUUAUUAUUUUUACAAAUAAACUUCAUUCGUAUAUAUAAUAUGCAUUACACGGAUCCGCAAACUAAUGUUUCAUCGCCCGAAGCAUGACUUUAAUGCAUUAUGCAAUAAGCAUGCUAAAGAGACCGUCUUAUGAGAAUACGAAUGCAGCGCGGUACAUUUUAUGUAUGAAUCUUUACUUCCCGGUGUAGUUAUUUAGUUUUGAAGUAGUUCUUGAUGACGUUUUUUCUUAAUAUACAAGUUUUAACUUAAAAUUGAUAAAUAAUUUCAAGUAUAUAGCAGAUAUUAUUUGGCCUCAAAUUAUAUUAUUCUCAAAAAAAAAAAAAUUGACGGAAUUAUCAUAUUAUGUUAAUGAAUAGUUGUAGAUUUUUUUUUUAAAUAUUCUUUUUCCUUUUUGGUGUACGUGUGUUUUUUUGUUUGUAUCAAGUAAUUUUACGAAUUAGCCCAGUUUAAGAGUGUGUAUGAUAAAUAAGUAUUGUGUUAAGUUUAUGUUUAAUUAUGGACGUACUUCAUUUACGUACAUAAAAUUCCUAAUACAAAUAUGUACUGUAUUAGUAAUUUUAUAUAUAUUAAACUAAAAUUAUUUAACUGGAAUUUAUUAACCACAGUUUACCAAAGUGAGAUUAUUAGAAUAGUUCAUACAUGUAAAUGACUAUCGAUGCUAUCAUUUAAUUUGUACGUACAAAGUAUUUUAGAUUUAUAUUAUUUAUUUAAUUAAUUAUAAAUAGCAUAUAAGUUUUGUUGGAUUUUGUUUCGUUGCGAUUGUAUUUAUUUUUUACGAUAAUAAAAUAAACUUUACUGUU
This is a messenger RNA of Danaus plexippus (monarch butterfly), 3023 nucleotides long. Its product is annotated as growth arrest-specific protein 1-like. Gene Ontology annotation, biological process: regulation of cell cycle. The coding region runs from base 246 to 962 and encodes 238 amino acids. The record is from RefSeq and is a predicted model, not a curated record. NCBI's taxonomy places the organism in Eukaryota, Metazoa, Arthropoda, Insecta, Lepidoptera, Nymphalidae. The transcript has 3 exons.